AUGGGUUCUCUAAUGCCUCCGGAGGAUGAAAUUCAGCUCGCGCAAACCACCGACAGCGCAAUCUGCGAGCUGGCAGCCCGUCACUUUCAAUUGGAGCUGUUUGAACUCGCUGUCAAACAAAACGUCAUUAUCUGUUUGGGAACUGGUACCGGGAAGACGCUUGUUUCCGCGUUGCUGAUAAAAGAACUCCUUCACCAAACGCGAGAGCGUCUGGAGAACGGAGGUCGUCGGAGCGUCUUCCUCGCGCCCACGGUCCCCCUGGUUCAACAACAAACCGCUUACCUCAAGCGCCAUCUCAACGCAAGCGUUGCCAGUUUCGUGGGGGCUAUGCGAGUCGAUGAUUGGACGGGUACUCAAUGGUGGCAGGAAUUCGAUCAACAUAACGUGCUUGUCAUGACGCCCACCAUUCUCAAUAAUAUCCUCAACGCAAACUUCGUUUCAAUGGCCAACAUAAAUCUUCUGAUCUUCGACGAAUGCCAUUGCGCCACCGGCAAGGAUCCGUACGUUCAGAUCAUGCAGAACCACUACAUGUCGACGCAUCCGACGAGCCGUCCGAGGAUCCUCGGCCUCACCGCAUCUGUUUUGAAUAAGAGAGUCAAAACAUCUGAAAUGAUGGAUAGAAUCGAGGAGCUCGAGUGUAAACUGGGAGCGAACUUGGUCACGGCGUUCAGCGCGGUGGACUACAUCACAAGACCUAGAGAAAUCAUUGUCAAGUACGCGCACAGGAACGAACGUUCUCUCGUGACCCCUCAUCCGAAGGCGACCGCCUGGGUCAAUGAAAUGCUAGCAGCGGUUGGACCUUUCGGCUGUCUGGAAGUCAUCCGGAGGAAGAUUCGUCAAUUGAACAACAUGAUCCUCAGUGAAAUCGCCGCGGAGCACAGGCUCAGGGAAGCCAAAGAGCUCCGACAGGCCUACGAGAUCGCCGAGAGAACCAUCUGCUCGUGGGGGGCGCCGCUGGAAGACGCCAGCGAGAAGGCUUGGAAGCUCAUGAACGUCCUCGAGGCAUUCAGGACCGUCGAAGAGGAACUCUGCGGCAUUGUGUUCACCGUUGAGAGAUCGACGGUUUUCGCUCUAUGCAGUUGGAUCAAGGAGAUGAUAAAAAAGUAUCCGGAGCGUUGGGGUUUCCUCCGAUGUGACUUUGUCAUAGGUCAGCAUGGGAUGACCCUCUACGGUCCCGAAUACAGCGAGAGCUUCCAAGUUCCGGACUCCGAUUCCAUCCGGCAUCAGGAGAGGGUGCUCCAAGACUUUCGCAAGCGGCAGUUGAAUCUUCUGAUCGCAACCUCUGUCAUAGAAGAAGGGGUGGACAUCCCUGCCUGUAAUCUUGUGCUGCGUUACGACCCCCCGAAGAACAUGCGGUCGUACGUACAGUCGCGAGGGAGGGCUCGCGGGAAUCCUUCGAUGUAUCUACUCUUCGCCGACGUCAAAGCAGCGCCGGUUAUCCAUCAAGAUAUUUUCCAAUUCAAAAACAUCGAAUUCCAGCUGUUGAGGUACUGUAACGCACACCACCGAACGCCGAUCGAAUCGUCUCAGAUGUUUCUCCAUCUCUACAAUAGAUCCCAUCUUUCUAAUAUCUAUUCGAAAGUUCAUCCGAACAACUGUCGAGCGAUGAUAACGCCUUUCGCGGCUCGUCAAAUUCUUCAGUGGUAUUGUGAUUCGCUGGGUUCGGAUCGAUACACGCUACAGAAACCAGACUACGUAUACGAAACAGCCGCGUCGCCAAGUAAGCUGGUCCGUUGCGGAAUCCAUCUGCCUCGUCAGAGCCCUCUGCAGAUGAUCGUGUACGGCGCCUGGGAGGAAUCCUCUCUGACAGCGAGGACAUCUGCUGCGAUCAAUGUUCUCAGCCGACUCUACUCGCUCGGAGAGCUGACGGAGCAUUUGCUGCCUCGCAAGAGGAAAGUUGCUCUGGAGGUCACGAUCGAUGAAGUGAGCGCCGAGGUGGCUCAGCUCUUCAGGACUGGGCCCGCAACACAGACUAAUUUAAUAUUAUGUCCGCGACGGAUGAGCUCUUCACUGCAGCCGACGUCGGUUCCGGAGUUACCCGUUGAUUUGAUCCUGUACAAAUUUUCCCUACGAAUCGACAAACUAAACGAUCCAGAUCAUCUAGACAGCAGAUACAUGGAUCCCGCCGAUGAGCCGAUAUGCAUGGGUUUGCUGGUUAAGAUAGCGCUGCCCGAAUGCGUUCCCGAGUUCCCCGUUUAUACGAGGGCGGGGACGGAAAUGGUUGCGGUCGACAAGUGUCGGAUGAUUACUUUGCAUGAAUCGCAGUAUAAGCUCUGUGCCGAGUUCAACAGAUAUCUAUUCGACGAAGUGCUGAGAAUACCGUCGAUGGUGUUCGAUGAGGAAACCAUACCCGUCAUCGUGCCAGUCCUGGAUAACAAUGUCCACUGGGACCUGAUGGAGUUGGCUGUCUCCGACGUUUCGGAAAUACCGCUCUCUGAGGACUCCGUUGUGAACAUCGAGGCCACUGAACUAGGGCCGAAUGUUCAUGAGAAACGAUGCUACGUGGAAAAAAUUUUCUCUAAAGACGACGGGAUCGUCCGGGUCGUGCCCAAGAGAGUUCAGAAAAGAUUAGAGAUGAUCUUCCCGCGCCACGAGGACCGCUUGGGCAACGUGUCGUUGCGAACUACUAAGCGAAAGCCAAGGAGCUUAGCUCCGCGACUGGCGUCUAAAUGCAAAGUCGAAAAAUUGUCGGCUCCUGUUUGGAACAAAGCAACCUCUGUCCCUUCGAUCAUCUAUCGUUUGAAUCGCCUCCUCGUCGCUGACGAGCUUCGUGUCGCGAUCGUUCGGGGCUCAGGACUCGGACGGCUCCGUCCACUCACGCCAUGGAAACCUCUCGAGAUGGAGCGGCAGGCUGGUCACCGACGCACACGACUGGAAAUGAAAAGCGAUAUCGUUCGCAGCAUGAAGUUCAAUGUACCGACAGACCUUGAAAACUGUGACGGACCGUCCCCGGCAGACAUCCUGAAAGCCUUGACCCCGCUGUACAUCACAGACAUUGUGGAUAGCGAGCGACUCGAAGUGAUCGGUGAUUCUUUCCUGAAGAUCGCUGUUACCCUCCAUUUCUAUCAGGAGCUCAUUUCCUCGAACGAGGGAGAGCUCACCACCAGACGAUGCCGCAUCAUCUCGAAUAUGAGUUUAUUGCAGCACGCCGUACCGAAAGGAAUACACGAAAUGGUAGAGUGCGUGAAAUUUCGAGUCCGUGUCAAUUUCGUUCCGCCCGGUGCGCAAGAGAGAGCCCUCCUAUCGGGUCGAUGUCUCAAGGCAGACGUCGCAGAGAUGUCCAGACGAUCUCAGUACUACAAGAGCAAGAUGUGCGCGGACUCCGUCGAGGCCCUCAUAGGCGUCUAUUUGGAGAAGUGCGGGCCCGUUGGUGCUCUCGAGUAUCUUCGAUGGUUGGACAUUCCUCUCGGUCGAUACAAUGAAGGCGAUUUCCUCGACCGUUUCGAGCUUCCCCUUCCCGAGCCUCUCCGAGAGGACAAGAAAGCAGACGUGGAGCGAUGGCGGAAAGAGAUCCUCACAGUGCAGGAAACGCUCGGCUACAUUUUUCAGAAUGAACUCCUCGUUCUCGAAGCCAUAACGCACAAAUCCUAUCGGUACAACCGCCUGACGCGGUCGUACGAGAGGCUGGAGUUCCUCGGCGAUGCAGUGAUUGAUUAUUUAAUUUCGAAAUAUAUUUACACGGCGGAUUCUGAUUUGAAUCCCGGCCAGUUGACCGAUGUUCGCGCUUCACUGGUGAGCAACAACACCUUCGCCGCGAUUAUAGUGGACAAUAAACUACACACGGUGAUGCAGCAUCACUCUCCCCUCCUGCUCAAGCUGACGAAUCGUUUCGUCGAGUACAGGGAAACCGAGAAGAGAAUCGACAUCUUGGCUCAUAUGAUGGGAGAAGAGGACGAAGACCUGGAAGAUCUUGAGCAAGUUGACAUCCCGAAGCCUCUCGGGGAUUUGAUGGAAAGUCUCAUGGGAGCUGUUUUUCUCGACAGCGGGAAGGAUCUAGACGUUGUGUGGGCUGUGUUGGUGAGAUUGAUGACGGAAGAGUUCAUGCGUGAUGCUGUCAUCAAUGUCAGAGUAAACCCCGUUCGUCAGCUCAGUGAAACGUACCCGGACUCCGUCGAGUUCACUGAGCCGAAAAUCAACGACGACGCAAGGACAACCAUGACGCUUACAGUCCAGGACAAGGUCUUCGAGGCUACCGCUCGGAACAAGAAAGUUGCGAAGGUUGUGCUGGCGAAGAAGGCCCUUAGAUAUUUCCAACGCGAGAAAGAGAAGCAAGAUCUGGUCGCAUCAUGGUAGCUCCAAUCGAGGACUUCUUGUACGUCUGAUCCAUCGGGCCCUAUUCGAGGGCCAAAAGUACAUAAAUCACCUACGGCAGCGGCUCUCCUGAUCGGAGCGAGAAGCAUUAUCCGGUGCCGGAUUUUGCCGGGAAUCCUUCAUCGCUCUGAUUCCUCCCUGGGUGCCAUUGCUCUUUGUUCAAUCGCUUCGUUAUCUCGUCAAUAAAGCAAGCAGGGUCUAGCUUGGG
This is a messenger RNA of Galendromus occidentalis (western predatory mite), 4519 nucleotides long. Its product is annotated as endoribonuclease Dicer. Gene Ontology annotation, biological process: pre-miRNA processing; apoptotic DNA fragmentation; siRNA processing. Bases 1 to 4293 code for a protein of 1430 amino acids. Gene Ontology annotation, molecular function: deoxyribonuclease I activity; RNA binding; ribonuclease III activity. The record is from RefSeq and is a predicted model, not a curated record. The transcript is spliced from 6 exons. Gene Ontology annotation, cellular component: nucleus; cytoplasm. Lineage: Eukaryota; Metazoa; Arthropoda; Arachnida; Mesostigmata; Phytoseiidae.